Messenger RNA from Closterium sp. Naga37s-1, 2142 nucleotides. The record is from the annotation of a GenBank genome assembly. NCBI's taxonomy places the organism in Eukaryota, Viridiplantae, Streptophyta, Zygnematophyceae, Desmidiales, Closteriaceae.
AUGUCUUCCUGGGCCAGGCCGCACACGGCAAGGCGGGGAGCCCGCAGAGGGACGCGUAUGGAAUUGCGAGACGCGUUUUUCCUCAGGCGCCUCAACCUGUCUCAACCGUGUCGUCCGUUGCCUGUCUUCCUGGGCCAGGCCGCACACGGCAAGGCGGGAAGCCUUGCCGCGCAAGGCAAGGCCGGAAGCCCACAGAGGGAGGCGUCUGGAAGGGCGAAACGCGUAUCCAUGGCGGAGAUCUACGCCGUGGAGAGAUUGGAUGAGGCCGUGGUGAAAGGGAGCCUCUUAGGGCCAGCAGUUAGACUGCAUCGCUUCGCCAUCCAUACAUUCCGAAAGGCUGCCGACAGGUGGACGCCCGUGCAGCUCGUGCUGAGUCAUGCCGAUGUCAGCGUGUGUCAGCAGUGGGUCGAUUCCAUCCAAUCACUUCUCAGGGCGGACCCUGAACGGCCCCGGAACCUGCUGGCCUUCAUCAACCCCAUCGGUGGCCACCGCAAGGCGCUCAAGACGUGGGCAGCAGCGAAGCCCGUGUUUGAUCGGGCGGGAGUGGCGGUUACCGAGGUGGUCACACAGCGACAGAACCACGCCUUUGAUGCCGUGUAUGGGGCGAGUGAUGAGGAGAUCUCAGCCGUUGAUGGCAUUCUGGUUGUGUCGCCUGCUGGACUUUCCUCUGCUACCCCCUCUUCUGUCAAGUCAUCUCCACCCACUUCCGCUCUUCACCCUCUUCCCAACCCCAGUGUGACAGGCUCUCGAGACCCCACCACCGCAGCUCUGCAUGUGGUUCUGGGGCACCGCAUGCCACUGGACGUGGCGAGAAUCACCACGUGGAAGGAAGAGGAGCGGCCAGGGAAGCAAGGCGAGCAAUCAGAUGAGGAAAAAGAGGAGGGGGGGAAGGCAGAGAGAGGUGGAGAUAUUGCGGGCAGUGGAGGCAGGGAGGACAAGGGAGCAGGAGAAGCGGAGCAUGUGAGAGAGGGGUUUGCGGGUGGAGAUGGAAGAGAGAAGGCUGGGGGAGCUGGGAGCGAAACGGAAGGGGCUAAGGCAAAGACAGAAGAAGAGGAGGAGGACGAGGGUGUGGAGGUCCGCUAUGCUGCGUCCUUUUUUGGAUAUGGGUUUUACGGCGAUGUGAUUCGCCGCAGCGAGGGGCUCAGGUGGAUGGGGCCAGCGCGGUACGACUAUGCUGGGCUCAUGACGUACCUGCACCACAGAUCGUACGAUGCUGUGGUUUCCUACUUUGACGUGCACUCCUCUGCUGGGCCACCCCCAAGACCUGCAAUCCAAGCGUCCCCUGUCCAAGCAGCAGGGUUGGAAGCAUCUCCAUCCACUGCAGCAGAGUCGGACGCAUCUGCAGUCCAAGCAGCAGCAACGUUGGGAGGAUCCCCAUCCCAGGGCGUUCUCGCGCCCCCACUGCUGGCAGCAGCAUCACCACUGGAAGCGGGGCCGGUGAGGGGUUUAGAGAGGAGCUUCACUGAUCAGCUCCCUAGAACGCAUGGUCUGGAUGAUGAUGACGAGGAGGACGAGGAGGAGGUUGGGGAGGUGGAGGACGGGGAGGAGAAGGUGGGAGAGGAGGUGGUGGAGGAGGACGGAGGGGUGGGAGGAGAAGGGAAAGGAGAGGUUGAAGGGGGUGGAGAGGGGAAGGUAUUGGGUGGAGGGGACGGAGAGGGGAAGGGAGAGGGGGAAGGGAUGCCACUGCAGGCUGUGGAGUGGAACGGAAGGCUGCGGCGGCGCACCUUCAGCAGCCCCAUGCUGGUGAAGACACGCAGCACUGACCUCUCCCAACUCGCACGCUCCUCCCACAGCCUCCUCACACUCGACACCUCAUCACUCGACCCGGCCCAGAUCUCUCACAGUCAAUCGGGUGCUGCCACGUCAGCACCUGUGGGUGUAGCUGAGCAAGAGGGGUUAUUGCAGAAAGGAGGGCAGAGUGGAGAGGGUGUGUGUGCAGUGGGGGGGAUGGAGAAGCAGAGUGAGGGGCUGAGGCCCUGUUGGAGGACGGUGCGAGGAAAGUUCCACAGCGUGGGGGCGGCAGUGAUGUCGUGUCGAAACGACAAGGCGCCAGAUGGCGUCGCGGCACAGGCCCACCUGGCGGACGGCAAUCUGCAUCUCAUCCUCAUCCGCAAGUGCUCGCGCCCCGAGUACCUCCAGUAA